Messenger RNA from Mollisia scopiformis, 1422 nucleotides. Its product is annotated as pristinamycin IIA synthase subunit A. The record is from RefSeq and is a predicted model, not a curated record. The transcript has 8 exons. Bases 1 to 1422 code for a protein of 473 amino acids. Gene Ontology annotation, molecular function: oxidoreductase activity, acting on paired donors, with incorporation or reduction of molecular oxygen; monooxygenase activity. NCBI's taxonomy places the organism in Eukaryota, Fungi, Ascomycota, Leotiomycetes, Helotiales, Mollisiaceae.
AUGACCGCUCCACGGAAACAAAUGCAACUAAACUUUUUCAAGACUGCAUGCACGGGAAGCCAUGUAGCCAUCGGCCAUUGGAAAGAUCCAAAGGACAGUUCUAGGGGAAAAGACCGUCUCGGCUACUAUACAUGGCUCGCCAAGACAGCAGAGAAAGGGAAAAUAUCCUCUCUCUUCUUUGCGGAUGUGUACAGUCCCCAUGAAGUUUAUGGAGGCAAUGGGGACGCUGCCUAUCGGGGAGGCUCUCAGAUUGCAAGACUCGAUCCUACUAUUUUAGUGUCCGCAAUGGCGCAAGUAACCAAAUCCUUGUGCUUUGGAAUCACGGGGAGCACAUCAUACAUUCCUGCAUACAUGCUUACCAGAAUGUGGUCUACAAUGGAUCACAUUACCGAUGGCCGUAUUGGUUGGAACAUCGUGACAAGUUAUAGUACGCCAGCCGCAAAAGCGUUUGGACACGAUGCUGUAGUUCCGCACGAUGAACGAUACACUGCUGCGGAAGAAUACAUGGAACUAGUAAGGGACAGGUUAUGGGAGAAAUCUUGGGAGGAUGGUGCCCAACUAUGGCAAGCGGAGCCGGAAAUGGCGUACGACCCCAGCAAAGUCCAUAGAAUUGAGUUCAAUGGCAAAUAUCAAAAGUUUUCUGGCUACGGGCAGCUUCACCCUUCGCCACAGCGAACACCAGUUCUAUUCCAGGCUGGAUCCAGCAAAGCCGGUGUCGGAUUCUCUGCCAAAAAUGCGGAGGCAGUAUUCACAAGCCACCCCACAAUCUCACGUCUUCGCGCGUAUGUAGAUAAUUUACGUGCCGAGGCUACUAAGAACGGACGAGAUGGUCAAUCGAUCAAAGUCUUCACAGCAAUCUUGCCAGUGGUUGAAAGAACCGAGGAAGAGGCUCAGGCGAAGCUCAAGAAGGCUCUCGAUCAAACGAGCUGGCAAGGUGGCCUAGCCAGAUUUGGAGGUUUCACUGGUGUUGAUCUUUCGAAAUAUCCUUUGGACGAGGAGUUCGACUUCGAGGGAAAGAAAUACGAAAUAGGUAUACACAGCCUUGUUGAGACUUUCAAGCAUCUCUCGGACAAUGAGAAAUGGACCCCGAGAAAAGUCGGAACCGCAAUGGCAUCAGGAGGCCUAAGUCCCGUGCCCGUAGGUACACCACAGCAAGUUGCCGAUGUCUUUGAAGAAUGGUUCGUCAAGGGCGAUUGUGACGGUUUCAAUAUGUCUUAUUUGUCAAAUCCUGGAAGUUGGGAAGAUGUCGUUGAGUUACUCAUUCCCGAGUUGCAGAGGAGGGGUAUCUAUUGGACCGAUUAUGCUGUCCCGGGAGGUACCUUCCGGGAAAAUAUGCGUGGAAAAGCCGGAGAGAAUUUGUUACCAGAUGACCACCCUGGAGCAAAAUUGAGGUGGAAUGCGAAGUCAACAGUCGAUCAUUAA